UCUCUCUCCUUUAAAUUCAUGACACAGCAGAACUUCCCUCAAGUCACCACAAAAUCUCCUUCUUUUUCUUAAUAUAUACAUAAUCCAAUAAAAACAAGAAAAGCAAAAAAAAAAGAAUCUAGCAAGCUUGAUAGUAAAUGGAUCAAGAAGGAUCAUCACAAAGCCCUACCGGGCAUGGGGGCCUUUCUUCCUCCGUCCCUUCUAAUUCUACCGAACCGGUCCGAUCACGUUGGUCACCUAAACCGGAGCAAAUCUUAAUACUCGAAUCCAUCUUCAACAGUGGUAUUGUUAACCCACCAAAAGACGAGACGGUGAGGAUAAGAAAGAUGCUGGAGAAAUUCGGUGCAGUGGGAGACGCAAACGUCUUCUACUGGUUUCAAAAUCGACGGUCAAGAUCUCGCCGGAGACAGCGGCAGCUUCAAGCCGCCACCGCUGCAGCCGCCACCACCAAAGGAGCUGAAGACUACCAGCAUAUGACGACCAUGAGCAUGCAUCAUCCUUACAGCAACAGCGAGAGUGAUUUGGGAUUUGGAAGUUGUAGCAACUCAUCACCUAAUUACUUCUUUAAUGACUCCUUAUCUCAAGCCUCUUCCUUUCUUCUCAGCCCCCCAUCUUCUUCUUCUUCGAGUGGUGGGUGCGAAAGCAACAAUGGCAUGGAGAAUAAUCUCUUCACAAUGUAUGGCCAUGAGUCUGAUCAUCAUCAUCAACACAGCCCAUCUGACCAAAAGUCCAAUUUCCACUACCAAGAAGGGCUAAUGACGGUGUUCAUAAAUGGAGUUCCGACGGAAGUAACAAAAGGAGCAAUAGACAUGAAAGCAAUGUUCGGUGAAGAUUUGGUGUUGCUUCAUUCCUCUGGUCUUCCUCUUCCCACUGAUGAGUUCGGUUUCUUGAUGCAUUCUUUACAACAUGGCGAAGCUUAUUUCCUGUUUCUGGAGAUGAGGGCUUGUCCUAUUAGAGCAAGGAAAGUUGAGUUUCUGGAGAUGAGGGCUUGUCCUAUUAGAGCAAGGAAAGUUGAGUUUCUGGAGAUGAGGGCUUGUCCUAUUAGAGCAAGGAAC
Molecule: messenger RNA, 1055 nt
Organism: Thlaspi arvense
Lineage: Eukaryota; Viridiplantae; Streptophyta; Magnoliopsida; Brassicales; Brassicaceae
Source: the annotation of a GenBank genome assembly